UAGCGCGGACUGAGCGGGCCUGCUGAGGCAGUCACAGGCGUAGCGACUCCCUCCUUGGCUUCUUGCAUUGGGCGACACAGCAGGCGGCGAAGCCUUCAGCCGGCCGGGCUCUGCCGACCGCCUGGCUAAAAGAACUGACUGAACGUCCAGCUCGGAGCUGCGGAGCGACGUGAAGAAGCUUGGGAAGGAGAACGAAAGCGGGGGAAAGCGGACCCCCCGUUCUCCUCCCCCCCACUCCCCGCCUUUCCUCCCCGUGCGGGGGAACGCUCCCUUUCAGGCAGGCGCUCCGCGGGGCAGCCGUCGAGAGGCGAUACUGGGGGGCCGCGGCAGAGGGAGCCGCGGCAGAGGGAGCCGUCGAGGCGCGGGCAGAAGUGGCGGAAGGGCGUCCAGAAGGGAGCCCUCGGCUGUGGCGCCGGGCCCGGCGGGGAUGGCGGCUACGGGGAGCAUCACCACCUUUCCCGACGACGGCGGCGGUGGCGGCGGCAGCGGUGGCCCCUUCCCGCCUGGACACUUUAAGGACCCCAAACGGCUGUACUGUAAAAACGGAGGCUUCUUCCUGAGAAUUAACCCCGAUGGCCGGGUGGACGGAGUCCGGGAGAAGAGCGACCCGCACAUCAAGUUAAUACUUCAAGCUGAAGAGAGAGGCGUGGUGUCAAUCAAAGGUAUACGUGCAAACCGUUUCCUUGCUAUGAAUGAAGAUGGACGAUUGUUAGCACUGAAAUAUAUAACAGAUGAAUGCUUCUUUUUUGAACGCUUGGAAUCUAAUAACUAUAACACAUAUCGGUCUCGUAAAUAUUGUGAUUGGUACAUAGCACUGAAACGAACUGGUCAAUACAAACCUGGACCAAAAACUGGACGAGGACAGAAAGCUAUUCUUUUCCUUCCAAUGUCUGCCAAAAGUUGAUUUGAGUGUCACAAUUCAUAAAAUAUUGUGCAACAACAGUAGAUGUUCCCUCCUCCACAAGACAAAUUAAUGUGAUAUUUUCCAAUCAACUGUGUUUGCCAAUUAAUUUGAUAUCAUUACAGUGUAGAACUAUAAGACUGAAAACCAUUUUCAUUCUACGUUUAUGUAAGGAUGUUUGUGUAUGCAUACUAAUGUGAGUGUGGCAUGGAGACA
Molecule: messenger RNA, 1117 nt
Organism: Pantherophis guttatus
Lineage: Eukaryota; Metazoa; Chordata; Lepidosauria; Squamata; Colubridae
Gene: FGF2
Product: fibroblast growth factor 2
Molecular function (GO): growth factor activity
Source: RefSeq, a predicted model, not a curated record